GCGUCUUCGCGAUAACACCCUGUUAUCUACGACAGUAAAAACUUUGCUCAUUGUUUGUUUGUAUGCGAGUAGAAUCUUAAUUGGCAGCUAGCGAUCUCUUUCUACGUGCCCUGUGUUUGGAUAGCGAUUGAAGACUCGUGAGGAAUUUUUUAGUGAGAAGAGAGCAGGAGAGCGCGACGAGGUCCGGGGGACAAUCUCCUGCACAGCAGCUGAUUGCGAUAUUCGCAUGAGAAUAUUGCCACAUUGGAGCGUUGAAGGACUACGUACAUACGCAAUAUGACAAAUGUGGGAUGAUGGAUUUGAAGACGAGUGUGGUAUAUGUGGCGGUAUUGCUGACGCUGACCGCGAGUCAGAGCACUGGGCCAUGUCCCCCCGAAGCGUCAGAUGGCGCACAGAUUGAGCUGACCUGCCUUCUUCCGAGUGGCACAGAGAUAGAGCUCGAUUGGCGUGCUCGUAAAUAUGUCACGCUCGAAUGUGACAGCAAGGGCAGCUUCGCAUGCGCCGAAUUACCGAAAGUAUCACCAAAGUCAGCACCACCAACGAGGGCUAUGCUCAAAAAUUGUGUGCUGCCUGUUAAUGAGUCACUUGCUUGCACAUUGCAAACACUUGGCGCACCCGCUGCCACUUCGCUUACCCUGCGUGGCGUCUCAGCUAACGAUCUCACAUUCGAACAUGUCCACGGGCUGGUAAACCUAUCAACACUCACGCUAGUGGGCUCAAGUUUUACACAUCUACCAACAGCCGCUUUAGCAGCUCUGCCAACGUUACGAAAAUUAACAGUGCGUGAAGCGCGCUUGCACCUAACCUCUGAUUCUCUAUUGGGAGUAUCGGGACUGGAAUAUCUGGAACUAUCCGCGAGUGAUAUUAAAGAGCUUAAUGCAAGUGUCUUUCGAGAACUCGAGUCGCUGCACACUCUAAAUUUGUGGGGUAAUGAACUACGUGCAUUACAGACUGGCACUUUAGAAGGACUAAACGCGUUAGAUACUUUAGAUCUGAGCUCUAAUCCUUUGCACUCAUUGGGUGAUGGAGUGUUAGCGGCAGCGAAAAACCUGAGGGUGUUGCGACUGGUAGAUACAGAGUUAUACCAAUUAGAUGAGCCGGCAUUACAUAAUCUAAACUCGCUUGAGGAAUUAGUAGUGCUAGAUGUACGAAAACCACUGAAAGUGGGGUCACGCUCAUUGGCACUGCCGAAGUUACGCCUGGUAGAAUUGGAGCGGUGCAAGUUGUCGAUACUAACUGGUGAUACUCUAUCAGGCGCACGUUCGCUACGUUCGCUAUCUUUGUCACACAACGCAUUAGAAACGCUACCAUCAGAGCUAUUGAGCGACUCCGUCGAGUUGCGCGCACUUAAUCUUAGCCACAAUGCCCUGAAAUCUUUGAUGCCGGCACUAUUUCAGCCGCUAUGGCGCCUGGAAGAACUUAACCUUGACGACAACCAAAUUGAAGAAUUUUCAGAUGCUAUGUUCGAGAAUCUGGGCGUGUUGCGUUCGCUGUCGGCUCGCAACAACCGCUUGCGCGUGCUGUCACCCACCGCGUUUCGAGGAGCGCGUUCCCUGCAAUAUUUGGAUUUAGCUCACAAUGAGCUAACAUUGCGAUCUGCUGACACCAUAGAAACGCCAAUAGACGGCUACAUGGACUUUGGGGAAGGACGGUCAUCACCCAUGUAUGAGCUAAUAGCGAUGCAGCACUUGGAUCUCGGGCACAACCUUAUCAAUGAAGUAUUCUAUGACUGGCGUAAUUCCAUGUUAAAUCUAAAGCUGCUCAAUUUAACAAAUAACCGCAUCGAGUUUCUGGAGAAUCCUGACAUAAACUUCCUUAGUCAAGACGUGACAGUCGACUUCAGAUAUAACCAAAUAGCAACGAUUCAGGUCUUACAAAGGGAGCUAGAAGCUCGCGUGAAUGAUGAUGAAAGAAAUACAGGAAGGGGUCGCCUGUUAGUCGACGGAAACCCUUUCAAUUGCGACUGUUUUACGUACUCGCUAUUGCAAUUUAUCAACAGUCCAAGUUACGAACAUAUAUUCCCGAUGCUAACGCUUGAUGCUGCCAUUUGUGCCUCACCACCUGCACUAGCAAACACCACAGCACGUGCGGCGCCUCUCGAUAAACUUACCUGUGAGUUGCCAUCACCGAAGUGCCCGGACAACUGCAACUGUACCUUGAAUCCUGCCCACCGAGCAAUCAACCUUGAUUGUAUCGACCCACCAAUAAAUGUUCCUGCGCCUUAUGAAUUUGGAUUUGGACUCAAUCGUACUGUUCUGCGUCUGCAACGUGCGCCUGUGUCCCUCAAUCUAUCGCUGCCAGUGCACGAACUCAUACUUUCUGGACUUGAUCUAAAGGUGCCUCCGCCAGGACCUGCUCCGCCCGAACUAAAGCUACUUGAUCUCACCAAUAACCUACUGACAGAGGUGCCACCGGCAUUAGGCUUCAAGCUACGCCUAGCCCGCAACCCUAUCGCAUGUGACUGUGCACACUCUGCGGACCUUGUAGCUCUACAUAAAUCAGCAGACAGCGUAAGUGAUUAUAAUAUCACAACGUGCGCGCACGGCGGUCUCUUGCAACUAAACUCGGACGCGAAUUUAUUAUGUGCGAGAACUAAAGCAGCAUGGGCGGCAGGAAUUGGUGGCACAUUGGCACUGCUAGGUGUGCUAGCUACCGUUGUAGCAAUUUUAUGGCUGCGUUACCAAAACGAGAUCAAGGUGUAUCUUUUCGCACGAGGCUGGUGUGGUUGCCUCACACGAUCGGCUAAAGAAGCGCCUGCCAAGUACGAUGCGUUCUUGUCAUUUUCACACAAGGAUGAAGAAUUUGUGGUGCAUAAGUUAGUGCCAGAGCUGGAGAGAAGAGGAUAUCGCCUUUGCGUACACUAUCGCGACUGGGCGCCGGGCGAGUCUAUUGCGGAGCAUGUGUCACGUUCGGUGCUUGAGGCCAGACGCACAUUGGUAGUGGCAUCGCCUGGCUUUUUGACCUCUGAAUGGGCUCGAGCUGAGUUCCGGGCAGCCCAUGCACGUGCGCUUAGAGAGGGCCGCGCUCGUGUUAUAGUUAUAUUGCUGGGAGAAUUGCCAGCGCCCGACGCUAAUGCGCAAGAAGACGAUUUGCGCACUUACCUCCGUACAAACACCUAUCUAAAAUGGGACGACCCUUGGUUUUGGCAGAAGUUGCAGUACGCAUUGCCGCAUCGCCCUCUUGGAGAUAGCAAAGAAGCUCUACCACCUGCAUCCAGGACUAUCUCAGCAGAUGCCCUUCGUGCUGCCCUAGCAGUUCACCUGGAACAUAAAGAUAAAUUAUCAAAUGAACUUCAACCACGGCUUUUGCCUCCACCAGCAUUAUAGCGACUAGUGUUAGAGUAAAUAA
Cydia amplana is the source of this 3348-nucleotide messenger RNA. Its product is annotated as protein toll-like. The transcript is spliced from 4 exons. The record is from RefSeq and is a predicted model, not a curated record. NCBI's taxonomy places the organism in Eukaryota, Metazoa, Arthropoda, Insecta, Lepidoptera, Tortricidae. Gene Ontology annotation, cellular component: plasma membrane. Bases 291 to 3326 code for a protein of 1011 amino acids. Gene Ontology annotation, biological process: immune response; toll-like receptor signaling pathway; inflammatory response. Gene Ontology annotation, molecular function: transmembrane signaling receptor activity; protein binding.